Messenger RNA from Lathyrus sativus (Indian pea), 333 nucleotides. Lineage: Eukaryota; Viridiplantae; Streptophyta; Magnoliopsida; Fabales; Fabaceae. The record is from the annotation of a GenBank genome assembly.
AUGCCAUACAAAGAAAUGGCUCUCCAUUGUGAGGCCCUCCUCGCGGGAAAGCAACAAAAUAUUUCCACUUUCAUGGGUGCCAAUUCAUUACAUGGCUAUUCAUUUAGGAUUUUUGCUCCUACUAAUUACAACCAUGAAAGGGACAAACCCACAAAUUCCAAUGUUCAACAGAGUUUACCUUUGGUGAAUGGAAAUCCAUUCUUGGAUUCACCCAGCACAUUUCCAGAGACUGUUCCAAGGCUUCGUGCCACAUCAUAUCAGCAAGAGGAUGCCUUCUUUCAACUGCCAGCAUCCCGCCCAUAUGUCAACUUCUUGAAGGCUGCUGGUUGCUGA